AUCAUCGUGAUACGCGUGUCUCGAGAAAUUUUCCGAUUAAUUUACGUCAAUGGUAAAAGUCCGAUAUUAUUAUUGGAAGAAAUAGGUCGAUCAAAGCGGAGGAAAUGGUAACGAAGGAUGAAGGAAAAAGGGGGGGAGGGAGAAGAAAAAAGUAAGUAUUCCGAUAGGAUGGGUAAAAGUGGAAGGUUAUCGGACAGGCGUAGACGGCACUGAGGCCCAGGUGGAGGUGGUAGCCGGGCCCCAUUCUCUGUUGGUCCUGUCGUCUGUCAGUGGAGCUCAGUCAGCAGACAGUCGGUCCGUCCGGUCAGCUGGUCCCGUCCAAUCGUGUUAAAAGCUACCCGAUGGUAAGCCGAAGGCGAAACACCCGAUAGAACCCGGGUCAAUCGAGGCUCGAUCGUCAAGGAUCGUCGAAGAGAAGACGGCGGCCCGCGCGCCGCAUGUGCGCGAGUGUAAAAACUUCUCCACCGGAAACACCAACGACACGGUGCGAGGUACCAACUAAAUCGAACGGCAGAGGAGCACGGAGUGGCGGAGGGAAACGAAGGAGGAAGAUAGAAACGCGACUGUGGGGACUGUGUACACCUGGUCAGGCAGGAAAUGACUAUAUCGUACGCGAGCGAAGUGCCAAAUGGCUCCAGCUUCGGCUGCUUCUGGAGGAUCUUGGUCAAAUGGAGGGGAUCCGUUUACAAGCUAAUCUGGCGAGAAUUGUUGGCCUACCUGUUCGUCUACUACGUCAUCAAUUUCACGUAUCGAUAUGCGUUGAACGAGCAGCAGCGGGUAAUCUUCGAAAAGAUCCGAUACUACUUCGGCAAUUCUAGCGAAUCGAUACCGAUGUCGUUCGUGUUGGGAUUUUACGUGAGCCUGGUGGUGAAGCGAUGGUGGGAACAAUACAAGCUGCUACCCUGGCCCGACAACCUGGCCCUUUUUAUCAGCGCGGCCAUACCUGGUAACGACGAAAGAGGCAGACUGAUGAGGAGAAACAUCGUGAGGUACGCGGUACUCGCGUACGUCAUUACGCUGCAAAGGAUUUCGUUGCGCGUUAAGAGACGAUUCCCCACGCUUCAGCACAUCGUAGAUGUUGGCCUGAUGAUGGAGUCCGAGAAGAAGAUCUUCGAAAUGAUGAACAAGAAGGCCGCGAUGUCCAAGUACUGGAUGCCGCUCGUCUGGGCGACGAAUAUCAUCAACAGGGCGAGGAGGGAAGCGUUGAUAACCAGCGACCAAGUAGUGCAAACCCUUCUCGUCGAGUUGAGCGACAUCCGGAAGAGGCUUGGCGCGCUCAUCGGUUACGACACCGUCUGCGUCCCCCUCGUUUACACUCAGGUGGUCACGCUAUCGUUGUACGCGUAUUUCUUCUCCGCUUUGCUCGGCAGACAAUUUAUCGAGCGGACUGACGGAGUCGGAGGCGGGAAAUACGAGGAACCUGACAUGUAUUUCCCAUUUUUCACGGCUUUACAGUUUUGCUUUUACGUGGGAUGGUUGAAAGUCGCCGAGGUGUUGAUCAAUCCUUUCGGCGAGGACGAUGACGAUAUCGAGUUAAACUGGCUGAUAGAUCGUCACAUCAAGGCCGGAUACAUGAUCGUGGACGAAAUGCACGAGGAGCAUCCGGAACUGUUGAAAGAUCAAUAUUGGGACGAGGUGGUGCCGAAAGAUCUGCCGUACACGGUGGCGAGCGAGCAGUAUCGAAGGGAGGAGCCAAAGGGUUCCGCGGAGCAUUACAAGGUGAAAGACAGCGAUGCGCUGUACGCGAACGUGAUGCUGGGCACACAGAUUCACAAUCACGUUCAGCAUCGCAAGACCCACCAGGACGACAUGUACGCCGAUUACGAGAGCGUCGACACGCCGUUGGUCGAGCGAAGGAAAAAUUGGCUGCAAAGACAAAUCACGAGGAUGGGCUCGGUUCGCAGCUCCUCGACCACGUACAGCAGCGGAGGUGGUUUCUUCUCUAGGAAUCGUCACAACAGCGUUUACAGCAGCCCCGAAACGGGAGGUUUACCGCAGACCAACAAUCCAAAUCUGAAGAUGUCGCUGUACGAUCGGCUGGUUGGGAGGAAAAGUAUUCGAAGUCAGAGAAUGGGUCGACAAGGUACGAUGACGAAGCUGAACACGGUGCCGGUCUCGCUGAAGAACCGUCCCCGCAUACCAACGCCGGACGUGACGAAGGAGGUGGUGGACCGGGAGCAGAGGCUGGCGCUGUCUGCGACGAACGCGGCCAACAUCGGGGCGGGCGUGGUCGGGGUGAUACCGGCCAACGGCCACUACCCGACCGAUCUGCCCGUGGUCCAGGUGGUGCUCUCCCCGAUACAAGAGACGGAGGGGACCCCGGUGACGGGGAAGUCGGGUGCCGCGGCGCUGGCGCAGGCCGUGCUCUCGCCGACGUUGACGAGCGCCGGCCUCGUCGCGCCCGUCACCCUCACCCCCGUCACCGUGUCCCAACUCACGCAACUGGGCCUGGUGACCACCACGUCCGCGUCCAUGAUCAAGUCGACGAACCAAGCCAACGCGCCGACCCACCAGGCAACCCUGACCGAGGUGAACAGCAGCGAGGAGGAGGGGUCGGGCAGCGGGAGCAGCAGGAGCGGAAGCAUCACCGGCCAGGAGGAGCGUUCCACGCCGUUGAUGAUGAACCAGGACAGGAGCACGCCCCUGAUCGGGGGGGAGAGCGGCGGGAGCCAGGCGGGCAGCAACGGCAGCUCGCCGACCUUCGACAGUUACAACGACCGGUCCCCCAUCCUGAUGAACCCGGAGAAACUGAGCUACGUGGUGGCGACCGCGCAGGACACGGCCAAGGUGGACCCGCGGGGGAGGCGAUCGGCCUCGUUGCCUGGCCCACCGCUGGUCCAGUGCAGGGAGGACAGGAGCAUGUCGCUGCCGCAGUCGCCGGGCCUCCAGCCGAGGGAGAAUCGGGCCGCCUCGGUUUCCAGCGGCCACGAGCCGCCCAACGCGGUGGACAGCCUGGUGGCGCGCGUGCUCCCCUCGAGGGGGGCGGAGGCCAGGCCGAGGACGAACAGCAUCGGGCACGAUCUGUGCAGAGCGUCGGCCGGCCACCGGCAGCCGGUCGCAGGCCAGGACGCCUCGAGGAAGAUCAGCAGCGUGUCGUGCACGAACGCGUCCCUGUCGGGCGGAUUGGCGACGAGCGCGGCGGCGGCCACCACCACCGUCAUUUCGGCCACGCCCCCCGUCUCGAACAGUAAAAGGGGCGAGGUGUACGUCUGAUCCUAAGGGAAUCUACGAUGAUUUCGUGAACAGAUCGUGAUAGAUUCGGGUGAAGGCCCGAUCCAAGCGCUUGCCGCCCGAAAUCCGACUAUCCGUCCAUCGCCCCGGCCUCCAUCCUCGCGUCUCCUCUCUCGCUCGUCACGCGGUGAGAGUAGGAAGUAAUUUGCCCGCGACAACCAUUCCUCCCUUUCUCUCGUGUUCGAUCGAGGCGUCCUCUCGCGCUCGCUCGCCUGUAAAUACGAUCUUAAUUUAUAAACGGUCGCAAUAUAUAUAUAUAUAUACACAUACAUGUACAUACACAUAUAUGUGUAUAUAUAAUUAAUCUCGACCUUGACUCGUCCCGCCAUGCCGCGUUUAAUCGUCGUACGUCGAUCGUCCGCGUGUUAUAUACCUGGCGUCGAACGUGAAUCGUGAUGGGAUCGAAAUUCGUUCGUUUCCACGUUCACCGUCACGCGGAAAUCGCGCGAGUAUUCCUUCCCUUCUUUAUCGUAUUUAUGUAUGUGCAAUAACGAGCGGUAACGAGCGGUCGACGCUCGUAAUCUACGUUACGAAAAACCGCGUCGUUUCCCGAGUUUUUAGAUUAGGAGCUAUCACGAGCGUUCACGCGAUGCACGGGUGAAAAGAAUAGAUACGUUCGAGUCGCAUGUACACAGACGCGCGAUACGCGAUAUGCAAAACACCGUGCAAAGCGCCGUGAUGACACGGCCACGAUAUCGGCUUCAUCUUUUCUGCGCGAGUACGAGAAAUCUCGAGGCUCGCGCCGAAAAGUGGGAUGGCCGAUCCGUUUCGAGACGAACGAAACCCGAGCCCCGUCGUCGUCUUUUUUCUCUUCGCCGCGGUUUUCGUCCAAUCGUCGGUGGAUGAAAGAUACUUUUUUCUUUCGUUUUGUUCUCUCUCUUUCUCUCUCUUCCGCACCGAAUUUAUAUCGACAACGCGAAAAGAGGAUCGAAUAUAUCGAAUUUGUUCGCGAUGAUCGGCAGAGGAAAUGCGUCGGGUUCGAUUGCGAGCUGGAAAAUGACGAGUGCAUAUAUACAUACAUAUAAAUAUAUAUAUAUAUAUAUAUAAAUAUACGCGUGUGCACGAAUAUACCGCAAACGUUUGCCAUAUUUGCCAUACUCGGAGACACUUUGCGCGAGAUAAUUGCGAGCGAGAAAUGCCGAGAUCUCGAUCCUUCCAAGUGACUCGAGUUGCGCAACCAUUUCCUCUUCUUACUUCGGUUCGCCACGAGAUCUUCACCAUUAUUAUUAUUAUUAUUAUUAUUAUUACUAUUAUUAUUAUUAUUAUUAUUACUAUUAUUAUUACUAUUAUUAUUAUUAUUAUUAUUAUUACUGUUAUUAUUAUUCCACGAUCGUUAGCAAUUAUAUUAAGUUAGUUUUUUUUUUAUCGAUACGAAAAAAAAUUCGUGCGCGUGAGGAUGCGAUCCUGCGAAGGAGAGACUCGAUCGAAAAAAAAAUAGGGAACGAGACGAUUAAAUUUUUAGGAUUAUUAUCUUAUUAUCGCAUUCGUCCCUUGUUAUUAAAAUUACGAUCGUUCGAUCGUGCGAACACGCGCGACAGCUCAAGUACUUACUUUUCUGUAAAACUCGUCGUUGAUAGAUCGCUUAAUUACACACACACACACACAGAGACACACAUACAUAGAAAUUCGGUGUACAUGAAAGGAUGAUUCCGGCUAUCGAGCCAACGUACGUGUACAUAGUAGAGCAAUUAAGUUAAGGUUAUUUUGGUGUAUGAGAUUAUGAAUAUGCUCAAUGCCAAUGCUCGUGACGCGCGAUACUUGUUAUAUCGAAUGCGUUCUUUCAAUCGUCGAUGCGAAAUCUUCGGCAUCGUCUUUGUUUCAUUUCGUUAGCGUUAGGUAUAAGGAAUAUACGGCCUGAAGUGCAAAAAAAUAUGUGUAAAUACGGGGGCGUAUUUUUAAUUUCGAUUUGUUAUUUACGUUCUUCUACUCUUUACUUCCUUCUUCUUUCUCGUAAUAAGAAAUCGUAAGGAAAAAAUCGUGUUGAUUCCUUCUCGAGAGAUCAACCGUUUAAUUUGAACGAUUUGAUUUAAACGUCGGGGACGUUGAGUAAAGUACGACAAUCUAAUAAAUUUGUUUAGUUGCAUAACGUAACGCGAGGUCAUGCGCGAUCGCUUUUUGUUAAGUUGAAAAAAAGAAAAGGAAAAAAAGAAAAAAAAAAAGAAAAGAAAAAACAUUCGUUUCGUUUUCGAUGAUCGAGAAAAGUGCUCUCGAGACAGAGAUAAACAAGGUCCCUCCCUUUCGAAAGGGACUGGAAUGUUAAGAAUAGGUGUAAAAAAAAAAAGAAGAAAAAAAAAAAUAGGAAAAGAAAAAAGGAAAAAGGAAAAAAAAAAUGAUGACAUUUUAGAGCGUUUUCUCCGUUUUGACCAACAUUCCGUCAGUACUCGCGAGAAUUGCGUUCGUUUCUUCGAACAAAUACAAGAUACCGCGCAUACCGAUUUGUAGAUAUUUAACACAUUUAGUAUUUGUAUAUAGAUUACACCUCAUUUCCGUUAUGAUUUUUCAGAUCCGAGACUUUCUUCAAACUACGUAGACGAAGAAUCCGUUUCGGUAUCCGAGUCGCGUCUGCGUGAUGUAAACGAAUCACACGUAAGAAUAGUAAUGCAUUAUUCUUAUUAUCUAUAUUCUGCAAUAAAAAUAAAUGUUUUCAAAAGCA
This is a messenger RNA of Apis mellifera (honey bee), 5884 nucleotides long. RefSeq lists its product as uncharacterized. NCBI's taxonomy places the organism in Eukaryota, Metazoa, Arthropoda, Insecta, Hymenoptera, Apidae. Bases 598 to 3213 code for a protein of 871 amino acids. The transcript is spliced from 10 exons. The record is from RefSeq and is a predicted model, not a curated record. Gene Ontology annotation, molecular function: chloride channel activity.